Messenger RNA from Myxocyprinus asiaticus (Chinese sucker), 1763 nucleotides. RefSeq names its product endothelin-2-like. The record is from RefSeq and is a predicted model, not a curated record. Gene Ontology annotation, molecular function: endothelin B receptor binding; hormone activity; endothelin A receptor binding. Lineage: Eukaryota; Metazoa; Chordata; Actinopteri; Cypriniformes; Catostomidae. The coding region runs from base 473 to 1057 and encodes 194 amino acids. Gene Ontology annotation, cellular component: extracellular region. The transcript is spliced from 5 exons. Gene Ontology annotation, biological process: vein smooth muscle contraction; regulation of vasoconstriction; regulation of systemic arterial blood pressure by endothelin.
UAAAUUUGUUUCAAUUUUGUGUAUAUUCCACAUUAUUCCUGACUCAGUAAUUCAAAGGCUGAAUGUUGGUGUCCAGAAGCCUCAGCAAAGUCUAUUCUUGUGCCCCCUCUACUGGGCUGGAUUAAAAGUGCCUUCGUUAAGACACUUUAAUCACUUAUAAAAGACUUGGCACACAGACCUGCCGCCCGGCGUCUCGAUCCCGCUGGAAUCUCAGGAAUACAAACUUCUUAUCUCGCUCCACACGUUGCUUGUCGGUGAGUAUUAACAAACAGCAUUGUGUUCGCGUGAGCGCGCGGGAGGGGGGCGGAGCGCGCGCGUAUAUAAGCGCUCCUGUACAUGCAUGUGCGCAUGAGACUCAAGCGAACGAGACUCAAUGAUGUACGCGUGCAUUUAAAAGUGCAAAACUUUGUGACCGUUUGCGAAUUUAUUGGAUUACUAUCACUCCUGCCAAAUCAGGGACUUGAAUAAUAAAAUGGAUUUGAGGAUUAUUUUCCCAGUGUUAUCAAUGCUGUCUUCUGGAAUAUUUGACUUGGUUACCCCAGCAUCUUCGAGUCAUGGGACGACAUCAGGCACGCCAAUCUCUGUGCAUCACUCCAGGACUAAGCGAUGCUCCUGUGAAAGUUUUCUGGAUAAAGAGUGUGUCUACUUUUGCCACCUGGAUAUAAUAUGGGUCCACACGCCAGAGCGAAUCGUGACAUAUGGACUUGGAAAUGCUCCACGAAAGAAGCGUUCGGUCACAGAACCUGUUGUGCCCAAACAACGCUGCAAAUGUUCAGAUAGCCAAGACAAAACAUGUUCUUCAUUCUGUCAACCGAACAGUGCGUUACGGUACAAGGCAGCGUCAGACAGGGCGAUCCCUGCCGCCCCGGGACAGCAAUGCAAACACAAACUGGCAGCCCAUCAGAGGAUGAUUAGACGGGUGAAAAACACAGAACAGAUCAGCAAUGUCCCCUCCAGACUGAGGGCUGUCAAGAAGAUCCGUCUUCUCCUGGAGAAAUGGCGGAUGAGGCGGUACCACAGGGCCCGAUCAUGGGCGGCUGAAAAUGCUUCCUCCUAGAGACCGGCGCCGGAUUUUGCACUUCGUUGAUCCACUUUAUGCAAAAGGAUUUAACUGAACGUUGUCAUCAUUGGAAUACCUGAAAAUACAUCCAUCUUGGAUGCGGGUGUGUCAUGUGGUCUCCACCCCUGGGGAGAGUUAGCGCAUCAGUGAGGGUGUGCCGACCUCAGGAGGAGAUGCUGUCUGAACCAAACCAAACCUCAAAGUAUCUACUAACCACUGCCAAAUGAUCUGAUGUAGAACUAGAACUCUUAAGCGCAUGGGAUAAUUAACCCGAGAAACCACUAAAUCCUCCAAAUGGGACUUUAGUAGGAAUGUUUAAGAUUUAACUGACCUUGCAUGGAAGAUACUUCUUGCAUGGGAGGACUAUGCUGUAAUUCAAUGAAACAAACAGAGCUAUGGAAUCAGACACUUACAGACCACAGAAACCAAAGGCAAAAUGCCCCAUAAUGGAACAUGAACAUUCAAACACUACAAGCCAUAGACACUGGUGAAACAAUAGUUCUGGUGUAAUAUGUGACUGCUUUACUUUAUACAGUGUAAAUUAAGCUCUGAAAUUCCCUCAUUGCAUAUGGUUAUUGUUCAUACAUGUUAAAUAUGUAUCUUUAAAUAAGCCAUAUUGGCUAAAGAGAUUGUCAACAAUAUUUCUAUGAAAUUAUAACAUUUUAUUGCCAUUAUUGUGGUAUGUGUUGUUAGGUAAUAAAUA